Messenger RNA from Lottia gigantea (owl limpet), 966 nucleotides. RefSeq lists its product as hypothetical. The transcript has 8 exons. Gene Ontology annotation, biological process: regulation of signal transduction; G protein-coupled receptor signaling pathway; protein phosphorylation. NCBI's taxonomy places the organism in Eukaryota, Metazoa, Mollusca, Gastropoda, Lottiidae. The record is from RefSeq and is a predicted model, not a curated record. Gene Ontology annotation, molecular function: G protein-coupled receptor kinase activity; G protein-coupled receptor binding; ATP binding. The annotation marks the transcript as partial.
GUGAAUUUCGACCAUUUCCAGAUCUUAAGAGCAAUUGGUAAAGGAAGUUUUGGCAAGGUAUGUAUUGUACAGAAGAAGGAUACAAAGAAAAUGUUUGCUAUGAAGUAUAUGAAUAAACAAAUGUGUGUGAAAAAAGACGCCGUUACAAACGUGAUGAGAGAAGUAGAUAUCUUAAAAACGUUGGAUCACCCUUUCUUAGUUAAUUUAUGGUUCACUUUCCAAGAUGAAGAAGAUAUGUUUGUAGUAGUAGAUCUGUUGUUGGGGGGAGAUUUAAGAUAUCAUAUGCAGCAAGAUGUGGUAUAUUCUGAAGAUCAAGUUAAAUUGUAUAUUUGUGAGAUUGGACUUGCCUUGGAUUAUUUACAAAGAAAUCAUAUUUUACACAGAGAUAUCAAACCUGAUAAUAUUCUACUAGACGAAGGAGGCCAUGUACAUAUAACAGAUUUUAAUAUUGCCACAGUGCUCAAUCCGGGAGAAUUAGCUACUUCAAUGUCUGGUACCAAGCCUUAUAUGGCGCCUGAAGUGUUUGCAUGUGCGUUAAAUGAGUGCCUGGGAUACAGUUAUCCCGUUGAUUGGUGGUCGUUAGGUAUAACAGCUUACGAGUUACUCAAAGGAAGGAGGCCAUUUGACAUUCACUCCUCGACAUUAUUACAAGAAGUUCAGAUUCUUUUCAACACAACUAAACCUCAUUUUUCAUCUUCCCAAUCAGAAAAUUGCCGAUAUUUACUCAAACAGUUAUUAGAAUUAGAUCCUGAUAACAGGAUUUCAUCGCUUGCUCAGUUAAAACAUCAUCCAUUUAUGGAGAGUUUAGAUUUUAAUAAAGUCUUAAAUAAAGAAGUUAAACCAGCCUUUGUGCCUUCAAAAGAGCAUUUAAAUUGUGAUCCUACGUAUGAACUAGAAGAAAUGAUCAUUGAAACCAAACCCCUUCAUAAAAAGAAGAAACGACUGGCGAAACAGAAUUCCAGACGA